Messenger RNA from Blepharisma stoltei, 1679 nucleotides. Lineage: Eukaryota; Ciliophora; Heterotrichea; Heterotrichida; Blepharismidae. The record is from the annotation of a GenBank genome assembly.
AUGAAAAUUUUCUUAGGAAUUUCAAAAAUAGCACUGGCUUUUACGUUACUUAUAAGCUACACUUAUGGCAAUAUUAAAGUAAUUAACCCUAGGCCUUUAGUAGACUAUUUUCAAACCAUUUACAAUAGCAGUUCAAUUCCAUCUGUAUUAGCCUAUUUUGGACUUCCGCCAUAUGGGCGCAGUAUUAUAGGGCAGAUUGAAAAUGCAGAUGAUCCUUAUGGAUGCCGUCACACCUUAAUAAACACAACAUCUCAUGAAGAGCCAGUCCCAAAAUUCAUUAUUUUCGAUAUUGGUGAAUGUUCAAAUACAUUAAAAGUAAAAUAUGCCCAAGAUAUCGGCAUCAAUUGUGUAAUUUUAAUCAACACAGAUGACAGUGAUUUAGAGAAAAUAAACAUAUAUGAUGACGGAAUUGGCUAUGAAAUCCAAAUCCCAACAGUAAUUGUUAACAAUCGCGAUGGAAAUAAGCUUAGACAAGCUGCAUUAGAAACUAAAACAGAAAUUUCGAUAGAAUUUGAAAUGAAAAGGACUUAUUCAAUAGUGCAACUUGAUGUGUGGAUGUCGAGUGACAAUUUGAAGGUUUUUGACUUUUUAUCUGAUCUUCAUGACAUGAUCCAUAAAAUUGACUUUGAACUUGUAAAAUUUAGGCCUGGAUUUGUCCAUUGGCAAUGUACUGAGUGCAAAGCAGAAAAUUACACCAAAAGCCGUGCUGAUUGUUUAAGCGGUGGAAGAUACUGUGCAGUUGAUCCAGAUAAUCUUGGGCCUAUAUCUGGAAGAUUUGUAGUUGAAGAAGAUUUAAGAGAAAUAUGUCUUUACUCAGUCGUCAGCACAAGUAAGCAGUAUGAUUUGUGGUUUAAAUACAUAAAGGAUUAUCAUAAGCUAUGUAGAUCGUCGUUUUCCAAUGAUUGCUCCAAAGAUUUAAUGAAUAAUUUAGGUCUGGAUUAUAAUCAAGUUCAGAAUUGCUUACUCCCCUCCUUGAGCGAGCAAAACCAUUGAAAAAAUCCUUAUUUUUGGGUAAAAACCCACCAUCUGUGAGCGAACCCAAAAAAAAUAUAUAUAAGUGAUAAUUAUUAUAGUUCGUUCUCGAGCUAAUUCUAUUUAAUUUUAAAUAACUUGCAUUUUGAAACAUAAAUUUUACAAAUUAAAUUAAUGCUUGCUUUAAAAUUAUUUUGAAUUGGAAUUGUUUUAAAAUAACUUAAUUUUAUUAUAAAUUUAUAUUAAAAAAAUUAACCCUUCGUGAGCGAAUAAAUUUUUUUUGUGUGCUCACAGAAGCACGAGAGUUACGAACAAGUACAGAAGGGAAUAGCAUUUAUAUCAAUGACAACACAUUACUGAGGAACGAAAGGAAUAGAUGAAAGCAGUCAGGCAUUCAAUUUUACCCUGCAAUCGUAAUAAAUAACCAAACAUAUAGAGGAAACUGGGAGAGUGAAGAAGUUUGUGAAGCAAUUUGUGCAUCUUUCGAAAACAUGCCAAAGGCUUGCAUUAAUAUGGAGCAUAAUCAAAAUAAUGAAGAUAUAGCGUCUAUAGGAUCAGUAGUAGGAAUUUUAUUAGGAAUGAUCGCACUUUUUGCUAUUGCUUUAGCAGCAUAUAGAUAUAAAGUCAAGCAGGAAAUGAAGAAAAAUAUGAGGAGAGAAAUAAAUGUCCAGGUUUCACAAUAUUUUUCUCUUCAAGAAAAAUAUUAA